GACACAGAGCUCUCUCUCCUUCCAAAUUCAAAAAUGGCGACAGUUUCUAGGGUUUUUGGAGCUUGCAGGGUACUGAUGGCGAAGGCCGCUUCUUCCUCCGCCGCUAAAAAUGGUAGACAAGGUACUGGUAUUCUUAAGGUGGUUCCCGUUUCUAAGCCGCUCGCUACCUUUAUUGGGGAAAACGAAGUCUCUCGCACAACCGCCGUCAAGAAAAUCUGGGAAUACAUCAAGCUUAACAAUCUUCAGAAUCCGGAGAACAAAAGGGAGAUACUAUGCGAUGAGCAACUGAAGACGAUCUUCAGUGGGAAAGACACUGUCGGCUUCCUCGAGAUUUCGAAACUUCUGUCUCAACAUUUUCCUAAGUCUGCUUGAUUCUCACUUUGCAUUAUCCUUAAAGACAGUUUAGCUUAUUUUACUCUAUCAUCCAAGAAAUGGUUCUUCUUUUUUUGUAUCUUCUUAUGGGUGAUCUUUAUUGGUUAUAUAUAGACUGCCAACCAGUUCCCAUCUGUCUGACGUUUUAUGUAUGGAUGAUGAUCCAAGGUCAAUUUAAUUAAUGGUUUGUGGUCUU
Molecule: messenger RNA, 568 nt
Organism: Arabidopsis arenosa
Lineage: Eukaryota; Viridiplantae; Streptophyta; Magnoliopsida; Brassicales; Brassicaceae
Source: the annotation of a GenBank genome assembly